Peniophora sp. CBMAI 1063 is the source of this 1023-nucleotide messenger RNA. The record is from the annotation of a GenBank genome assembly. NCBI's taxonomy places the organism in Eukaryota, Fungi, Basidiomycota, Agaricomycetes, Russulales, Peniophoraceae.
AUGGACGACGACGGCUGGGGCUCUCCCUGGGCAAACGACGCUUCUGCCUCCACCACUUUUGACUCUGCACCCAGCUUCGCCUCGCCACCGCCAGACAACGACGAGGUCGGGUUUGACGACUUCGGCGACGUCCAGCAGCCCUCCGCCGAUCCCGCCUCCACCGAUGACUUUGGCGACUUUGGCGACUUUGACGAGGCGCCCCAGGACCAGGCUGGGUUUGCGGGAGAUGCGGCGUUUGAGGAUCAGGCGCAGCUGGCCGGGCCGUCGCACUGGGACGCCCUCGUGCUCGACCCGCUCCCGCCCCGGGCAGAGCUCAGGGAUCAGAUCGAGAACAUCCUCGCACCCGUGUGGGCGUACGACGAUGUCGGGAGCGCGUUGAGCGACGAGCCGAUACGGGAAGUCGGUGGACUCGCACAGGUUCUCGUCACGCCCGAGAGCCGGUCCUUGUACCAGACCCUCCUCUCCUCCGCCCCGCCGCUCUCCGGUCCCGUCAACUGGACACGGAGCCGCGUCAGGAGACAACACCUCAUCAGCCUCGGCAUACCCGUCAACCUCGACGAGGUCCUACCUCAUGCCGGCGGCAAGCCUUUGCCUGCACUCCAGAUCACAACCCGUCCCAUGAGCGCGCCCCCAGGCGCACGACCCGGUCAUCACCCAAACGGCAGUGCAAGUGCAGGUGGCUCCAGGAGAGGCUCUCCGGCGCCGCGCGGGCCGGCAGAGCGCUUGGGCCUCGGUCCCAAACCUGCCAUAGACGAGCCCAAGAUCGAGCACUUGCUAUCACUCGGCUACGAUCAACUAUCACUACUCCCUCUCCCCAUUCUUGAAAAGCACCUCGCAGACAUGCGCGCACAAACGGCCGCUACUUCAUCCCUCCUCACAUAUACCCUACAGACCCGCGACGCUCUACAGCAAGAUUCGGAGAUGUACAACAAGCUCAUCGGAGAGCUCAUCGGAGAAGCGCAAAAGCAGAAGACCGGCAAGAGCCUGUCACGAGGACCGUCGAGGAGAGGGACGAUGCAGUAA